Cokeromyces recurvatus is the source of this 1569-nucleotide messenger RNA. Its product is annotated as acyl-CoA N-acyltransferase. The transcript has a single exon. NCBI's taxonomy places the organism in Eukaryota, Fungi, Mucoromycota, Mucoromycetes, Mucorales, Mucoraceae. Gene Ontology annotation, molecular function: histone acetyltransferase activity. The coding region runs from base 91 to 1440 and encodes 449 amino acids. The record is from RefSeq and is a predicted model, not a curated record. Gene Ontology annotation, biological process: regulation of DNA-templated transcription.
AAUAAUAAUAAUAAUAAUAAUAAUAAUAAUAAUAGCAUUCAUCAUGAUGAUGGCUCAAACGAUCAUUUAACACCAGAACAACGAGCACAAAUGAUUAAAUUCCUUGCAUCUCCAGUCCAUUGUAAAUUAUUUGUUGAAAAGUUAUCUAUUAAAGGUGAUUCGGAACUUAGAAAAGCAGAGAUUAUUUUAGCAAGAGAAACGAAAAAUCAACCUCGCGCACUUGAAUAUUAUGUACAUUACGUUGAAUUCAAUAAACGUCUAGAUGAAUGGGUCCCAUUCAAACGACUUGAUUUUAGUAAAGGUGUUGAAUUUCCAAAACCAACUCAUAAAAAAACAAAGAAAAAUGUUUCUACGACGUCAAGUCGUGCAUCAACACCUAUGAAAAGAAAGAUGGAAAGCGAAGUCAAUACACCUUCUUCAGAUGGAGUGCAGGAAGAGGUUAUAUUGACAGAGGAAGGAGAGGAGGAGGAUGAGAAAGGAACGAUUACGAUAAAAAAGAAAGAACCAGAAAAGGAACCAUUUUCAAAGGAAAAAGAAAUUGAACGACUUCGUACUUCAGGUUCAAUGACUCAAAACUUAAGUGAAGUGGCGAGAGUAAAGAACAUGAACAAGAUUCAGAUGGGUGAGCAUGAGGUAGAAACAUGGUAUUUUUCACCUUAUCCUAAAGAAUAUGCUUAUUGUGAUACAUUGUAUAUUUGCGAAUUCUGUCUUCAAUUUUAUGAUUCCCAUAAACGACUUGAGCGACAUCGUACACGAUGCCAAUUACAACAUCCUCCAGGCAAUGAGAUUUAUAGAAAGGAUGACAUUUCGUUUUUUGAAAUAGAUGGACGAAAGCAAAAGACAUGGUGUAGAAAUCUAUGUUUACUCUCCAAAUUAUUUCUAGAUCAUAAAAUGCUUUACUAUGAUGUUGAUCCAUUUUUAUUUUAUUGCAUGACACAGAGAGAUGAAUUAGGUUGUCAUUUAAUUGGUUAUUUUUCAAAAGAAAAGGAAUCGGCAGAGAAUUAUAAUGUAGCCUGUAUCUUAACAUUACCUCAAUAUCAGCGUCAUGGCUAUGGUAGAUUAUUGAUCGCUUUUUCAUAUGAAUUAUCAAAGAUAGAAGGUAAAACAGGAUCACCAGAGAAACCAUUAUCUGAUUUAGGUUUAAUGUCUUAUCGAGCUUAUUGGAUGGAUACAAUUGUGGGAUAUUUACUAUCAACAAGUGAAGAAGUAACGAUAGAAGAGAUAUCACAAAAGACUUCUAUUACCACACAAGAUAUCUUACAUACUCUUCAAAGUAUUGGUGCUUUAAGAUAUUAUCGUGGACAGCAUAUUAUUUGUUUAGGUGAUAAAGUAAUUGAACAAUGGGAAAAGAUGCAGCAAAAGAAGAAGCGGAUUAUAUCACCAGAAAAACUUAAUUGGAGACCUAUCCAUUUUACUUCUUCUCAGUUAAGGUUUUUGUAAAUAAAGCGAAUAAUCAUAAUGCAUAAUAGAAAAGAAAAGAAAAGAAAAUGUAAAUAAUAAAGGAUGUCUACAACUAUUGUGUUUCAUUAAGCAUUUACCCUUUACUGUUAGUUUCAAACAUAAAUGUGC